AUGAAAACGUGGAACUGCGUUGUACUGUUUGUGAUUUGUGUGCAAAUACUUGCAGUUGUCGAGGCACAGCUGCUCUCGCGUUUACUGAAUCGUCUGCUGUUUUCGAAACGGAAUUCCGAAGAAGAUGACUAUCCCCCAUAUCCGAGAAGACGGCCUCCUCCAUACCGACGCCGACGCCCUCCCGACCACGAUCCGUACAAGUACGAUCCGGACGACGACGAUUACCACCGAGAUCAUUCUAUUGCUCGGCCACCUAAACGACCUCCGCCUUCUUAUCGAAAAACCAAGCCCCACAAGGAACAGGACUCUGAAGACACAGCUCCUCCGAUGACCAUAUAUCUACAGCCUGGAGCAAAUGGAGAGCGCGGCAAGCCGAAAAGGAUACGAAUAGUCACCGUGAAUAAUUAUCCGCCGUAUCAAAGGGAUUACGGCUACGGCCAGGGCAGCCCUUACCAUAACGCGGUUUGGAACAGAGGUUUAGGUCAGCGAGAUAUGGUUUUCCCUCAAAAUGACUAUUCGGCUCCGAUUGCCAUGACGAGUCAUCCAAACGGGCGAUACAGCGAAUACGCCCCUCCUGCUGGCCAAGAGCAGGUCGGGUCUACGGGACCACGAUACGACUACGACUAUUACAGAAGUAAACGAAAACGAAAAUGA
Galendromus occidentalis (western predatory mite) is the source of this 654-nucleotide messenger RNA. RefSeq lists its product as uncharacterized. NCBI's taxonomy places the organism in Eukaryota, Metazoa, Arthropoda, Arachnida, Mesostigmata, Phytoseiidae. Bases 1 to 654 code for a protein of 217 amino acids. The record is from RefSeq and is a predicted model, not a curated record. The transcript is spliced from 3 exons.